Molecule: messenger RNA, 1149 nt
Organism: Caenorhabditis bovis
Lineage: Eukaryota; Metazoa; Nematoda; Chromadorea; Rhabditida; Rhabditidae
Source: the annotation of a GenBank genome assembly
AUGUCGGAAGAAACUUCUACUUUUGUAAAACCGCAAACCAGAAUAAAGAAUGUGUUCGACUUGAAUCCCUGGUAUUUCUCCAAGGCUUACAAGGACUAUAUGACGUUUUUGCACAAUUUGAAUAACUCAGUUGUUGGAGUUCGUACUACUGCAGAUGUGAAAUGUAGUCUUGUCGUCAUCAAUUAUGUCGAAAUGCUCGAAGUGAUUGAGAAAUGGAUUGACGAAAUUCCAUUGGAAGAUGAAAGCGAGCAACGUUUUGGAAACAAGGCUUAUCGCAAAUUUUCAGAGAAGCUUAAUGACGAAGCUGAAAACUUGCUGAAAUCUCUUCUUCCGGAUAAUUUGCAUUCGGCUCUCAUCGAGCUUGUUGCUUACUUCGUCGAGUCGUUCGGAAAUGCAACUCGCAUUGAUUAUGGCUCUGGUCAUGAGGCCAAUUUUUUGAUUUUUCUGAUGUGCCUCGUGAAGCUCAAAGUUUUCGAUGAACAAGAUUACCCAGCACUCGUUCUUCGCCUGUUCAACAAGUAUCUGCAAGUGUGCCGCAGAUUGCAGACCAAAUUCAAAAUGGAGCCAGCUGGAAGUCGCGGAGUUCACGCAUUGGACGAUUUUCAAUUUGCUCCGUUCAUUUUCGGAAGUGCUCAAUUAAUUGGCGCCAAAUCCAUUGUGCCUGAUUCAUAUAUUAAUAAGAAUUUUGUUGAAUCGCAUGCACAUCACAGUCUGUUCCUUGAUGCUAUCAAAUUUAUCAACCAGACUAAAUCUGGACCAUUCCAUGAGCAUUCUAAUCAACUUUGGAAUAUUUCUGCUGUUCCACAUUGGAAGAAACUCAAUGAAGGAAUGUUCAAAAUGUACGAGGGAGAGGUAUUAAAGAAAUUCCCAGUAGUCCAACAUAUGAUGUUCGGAAGUCUAUUCUCUUUUGAUCGUAGCGAACAAAUCGAUGAAGCUGAAAUUUGCAAUGCGCCGCCAGCAAAUGAAGUUUGCAAUCCAGGAGCACUAAGACAGCCAGGACAACACGGAAUGUUUGCGUUUACGAUUCCAUCGAUUGCCAAAACUACACAAGUCUGUAAAGGGCAUGUCAUGGAAUCCGGAAGUCUCCGAGAUUUGCAUGCCAACAAACAUCCCGAAGAACAUUGCCCACCCCCAAUGACCGAUCCUUAA